CAGAGGAAUAAUGCAAAUAGGUUUUAUCUAAAUCAUAUUAGACAUUUCUCCAUGGACUAUUUCAAUGCCUCUGGAUGAUCUAUAAAAGGCCUGAGAAUGUCUCCUUCAUCUUCAUCUCCAAGCUCGAUCUCAGCUUUCUUGGCUAGCACUCAACAAAUCAAACGAGCUAAGAAAGGACAUAGAGAUGGCGAGCAAGAACCUUCUGGCCCUUGUGGUUCUUCUUAGCGUCCUUGGAGUUUCUGUUGCCUAUCCAAAGUUGAUCCCUACCCUCGACUACUACCAGUCUAAGUGUCCCGACGCAGAGCGCAUUGUUCGUCGUGUCACAGAACAAUAUGUUUCUCGGAAGCCAAGCCUUGCCGCUUCGCUUCUAAGGAUGCAUUUUCAUGAUUGUUUCGUCAGAGGAUGUGAUGGUUCCGUUCUUCUGAAAACUCCAAAGAAUGAUGCGGAAAGAAACGCUAUCCCCAACCUGACCCUGAGAGGCUUUGAAGUGGUGGAUGCGGCCAAGACAGCGCUCGAGAAGAAGUGUCCCAAUCUCGUUUCUUGCGCUGAUGUUCUUGCCUUGGUCGCCAGAGAUGCCGUCGCAGUGAUCAAGGGACCAUGGUGGCCGGUUCCAUUGGGCCGCAGGGAUGGACGCAUCUCAAAAUUGACAGAUGCAUUGCAAAAUUUACCAUCUCCUUUCGCCGACAUAAAGACGCUGAAGAAGAACUUUGCGGACAAGGGUCUUAACGCUAAAGACCUUGUCGUUCUCUCAGGGGGUCACACCAUUGGAAUCUCCAGUUGCGCUCUCGUCAACACACGUAUCUACAACUUCACAGGAAAGGGCGAUUUUGACCCAUCCAUGAACCCUAGCUACGUGAGGGCGUUGAAGAAGAAGUGCAGCCCUACAGAUUUCAAAUCCGUACUGGAAAUGGACCCAGGCAGUGCCAAGAAAUUCGACCCUCACUACUUCACUGCCGUGGCUCAGAAGAAAGGUCUCUUCAUAUCUGACUCUACCCUUCUCGAUGACCUUGAGACCAAACUCUACGUCCAGACCGCUAACGAGGUUACUUUCAAUAAAGAUUUCUCCGAUUCCAUGGUCAAACUUGGUAAAGUCCAAAUUCUUACCGGGAAAAAUGGUGAGAUCAGGAAGAGAUGCGCCUUCCCUAACUGAGUAUCUAUCUAAAAAAAACUGAUGUUUAUUUGAAUGAUUUAAUCCUGCAGUAUGCAAUCCUUUGUUUUUGUACGUUAUUCCGUUUGCUCCAAGUCUGUUUUCAGACAGAGUUUUCAAUUUUCCUUUGUAUGAUGUUGUUCGGAUGUCUCAUAAAAGUCAACAGACUAUAUAUCUUUUGCACUUAA
This is a messenger RNA of Arabidopsis lyrata subsp. lyrata, 1335 nucleotides long. Its product is annotated as peroxidase 2. The transcript has 4 exons. Gene Ontology annotation, biological process: response to oxidative stress; hydrogen peroxide catabolic process. Gene Ontology annotation, cellular component: plasmodesma; plant-type cell wall. The coding region runs from base 185 to 1150 and encodes 321 amino acids. NCBI's taxonomy places the organism in Eukaryota, Viridiplantae, Streptophyta, Magnoliopsida, Brassicales, Brassicaceae. The record is from RefSeq and is a predicted model, not a curated record. Gene Ontology annotation, molecular function: peroxidase activity; heme binding.